Messenger RNA from Aphanomyces astaci, 351 nucleotides. RefSeq lists its product as hypothetical. The coding region runs from base 1 to 351 and encodes 116 amino acids. The record is from RefSeq and is a predicted model, not a curated record. Lineage: Eukaryota; Oomycota; Saprolegniomycetes; Saprolegniales; Verrucalvaceae. The transcript has 2 exons.
AUGGCCGACGCGGAUGAGUAUUUCAAAGCCCAAAAGUGGAACAAGAAGCAAACACCAUUUAAAUUGGUUCAUUGCUGGGAAAUCCUCAAGGACCAGCCGAAAUGGCAGCGUGCAUCCAAUGUUGCUAGUGAUGGGCCUGGGAUGGCCGCGGUACCAUCGAGUGUUUUAACAGCACCAAGUGCAAUCGCACUUGCGCAGGAGAAGCGACCAAUUGGGUCAAAACGGGCAAAACUUGCGCAACUGGUCCAAGCGUGCGUAAGCGUUUGGCGCGGUAGCUUAAUGGUUAAGGGCGACGGCAUCAAAGAGAUAGAGGAAGGGGCCCGGGUUCAAUUCCCGGGCAGUGUACAUUAA